AUGUGGACCUGCGGCGACUGGAAGUGGGACCGCUUCCGCCAGCACUGCAACCGCGAGUACCGCACCGGAGAGACCUGCGGCAUGAAGCUUGUCUAUGCAGUAGCCAGAAGCAACGACAAGUGCAAGAUCUGCCAGAAGAUCGACACCAAGCUCCGCCGUCGUGCUGCAGAAAUUGCAAAGAUCCAGCGAUGGCAAUCCGAGGGCAGUAAGCUGAAGGCGUCCAUCGAAAGAUCCUACGAGAUCAUCAAAGACCUCGACCAGGAGAUUUACCAGUUGCAGAUUGAGAAACAGCGAAAGACUCAGGCCAUUGGAAAAGCGCGCUGA
Molecule: messenger RNA, 324 nt
Organism: Aureobasidium vineae
Lineage: Eukaryota; Fungi; Ascomycota; Dothideomycetes; Dothideales; Saccotheciaceae
Source: the annotation of a GenBank genome assembly